CUAUUUUCAAUAUCUGGAAUGUAAGCAAAGGGAUUUAGCCAUCGCCAAGUUGCGCGCGAAUUUGAGACCAUUUCCCGCUCCCUUUUAAUAAACAAAGUGUAAUACGAAUCCGAUCAUGGGUGCUCGGAGAAGAAGGUAACGGCCCUAAUCCGAUUCUCAAUUAUGUUAAAAGGAAGAGAGAGCUUGGUCCGAUUGGUAGGCAAACGUAGACGCUUUCUUCCUAAUCGUCUUGCCAUUCUCGAGAGCACUCUGAAUCUCUGCUCUGAUGACCAUUGCAAUCCCCUUCCCGCUGAGAAAAAUCUGGACCCUUGUGAUGAUGGGGACAUUGAAAGCAGAACCUCCCGGGAAUAUGUUACUUGCCCAGUUUGCAGUUGCAGAGUAAAUGGGGAAGACUCCAUUAUCAACUCUCAUCUGGAUGAAUGCUUAUCUAGGGGAACGAAGAGGAAGUUGACUCAAAGCACUCUUCUUCAACUAAACUUCUAUUCCCGAUCAAAAGUUCAACAUCAGGCUCAUGUUCUGAAAUCAGAGAAAAAGGAGUCUUCUGUGGGUCCUGGUGAUGGUCCAAUGCCCAAUAAUAUCCAUAAAUUGCCCAAAGAUGCAUCUUAUAUUGAAAAUGACGAAAUUGUAUGCGACUCAUUAGUAGAAUGUGCAAUGCGUCCACAAAAGGACUGUUUAUUUGAUACCCUAAAUCAUUGUGAAGGAAGUAAUGGUGCCUCAGAAAUUUGCUGCUCUCCCAAGAAUAAAAUAUCUGAGAUGGUUUUGGGCAAAGAUGAUUUAUCUGGGAUGAUUCUUCAAACUUUUAUUGUCGGUCGUAAGUUUAGUAAUGAAAAAGAGUUAAAUCUUGGGGAAAGAAUCUCUCUUGAAAGAGAUCCUACCAAUGUAAAGGAUCCCAAUGCCAUCAAGGUUAUUUCUGCAGAUUCUGAAUGUUGUAAGAUGCUUGGAUAUCUCCCACGUGAAUUAGCCCAGUUUUUGUCUCCCCUAAUUGAGAAGUAUUGUCUGAGCUUCAAGGGACUUGUGACAACUGCUCCCAGAAGUUCUGUUGACGUUGUACCCAUUGAGGUCAUGUGUGACAACAAAUUAUUUCAUGAAAAUAAUUUUGACAACGAGGAGUUCAAAAGUUUAUGGACAAGCAUUCAGAAAGCAAUUGAUUCAACGAAAAUUUUUACUCCUAUUGCAUUGAAAUAUCAGAAGAACUUUUCUCUUUUGAUACAAGAAGUAUUACAAAGUUAUUCCCAUUUAUUGUCCGGUGAUGAAAAACAUUUUCUAGAUGUCUUCAGUUCACUAUCAGAUGACAGUCAGAGGCUUUUUAUCCGUCUUUAUUUGCGUAAAGGACCAUGGUUUCGGAUGUCUUGUACUUCUUACAAAGAAGUAUUGGAUCCUAAACGGGCAGCCAAGGAGCUCUCAGAAGCAGGUUAUCUAUGUUGCUUUGAUACAACUGAAGCUGAUAACACUGACAUGAUCCAGAUUUUGAAUAUUCUCGCUGUCUCUGAGCUUCGUGAAAUUAUGCACCUGCUUAAGAAGAAUUGCAAUAGCGUCAUGAGAAAGGAUGAUCUUGUUGCCUCUCUUUUGUCGGCUUAUGAAGAUGGGCUGUGUCCACUACUUCCAGAUCUAAUUCUGCGCAUAGCUGGUAUUUGCGCUAGGAUAACAUCUAAAGCCGAACUGCUUAUCUGGCGUGCUGAGAGGCUUUUCUUCCUCAAUGGAGAGCAGAAUUUAUCAUCCUUUCUGCUUGUUGAUAUGGGAGUAGUCAAGUAUCCAACUUACAGCUGCAUAGUCUCGGAUCAGAUUUUCUUGGAUCGAAAUGAUUUGCUUGCUUAUGAAGAGGCUAUGGAAGUUGCACAAUUAAUUGAUCAAGCUCUGGAUGAGAAGGACGACAAAAUGGUUUUAAGAUGUGUAUCAGUUGCUGACUCUCGUGUGCAGCCAAACCAGUGCACUACCUCUGAAUCAGUUCCAUUCUUUUCAUGCUUUUCAGCAUCAUGGAUCUAUUCAAAAGUAGUGUCUCUUGGAGUUUCCUUUCUUGAACGUGAGAAUAGGUACAAUGAUGCAGUGCUACUACUAAAGCGUUUGCUAAAUUGUUACACUCGUGAUGGAAGAAGAGGAUAUUGGACCUUAAGGUUGUCAAUUGAUUUGGAGCAUUUGGGCUAUCCCAGUGAGAGCCUGUCAGUUGCUGAGAAUGGAUUGUUAGAUCCAUGGGUUCGAGCUGGUUCAAGAAUGGGAUUGCAAAGGCGCAUCCUUCGGUUAGGAAAACCACCACGGCGGUGGAAAAUCCCUAGUUUUGCUGAGUCUAUCAAGAGGAAAAUCACAGAGGUACGCAUCCAAGGGCGACCAUUGAACCAUGAAACAGGUAUGAAGAGCAGGUUUUAUGGAGAAAGUGGCGAACAAUGCUCAGUGGAGCAGCUCGCCCUCGAGUAUUAUAGUGCGGAGGGAGGUGGAUGGCAAGGUGUUCAUUCAGAAAGUGGCAUUUGGUUAACCAUUUUUGGGCUUCUCUUGUGGGAUGUCAUAUUUUCCGAUGUCCCAAAUGUCUUUCGUACAAAAUUUCAGACUGCUCCCCUGGAUUUUGGAACAGAUAGCUUUUAUAUAUUGAGACAGAACAGUAUAGAAUCUCAACUUCAGAAAAUUCAAGAUGGCAUGGGUGAGGAGAUCCUCAUUACGUCUUGGGAAUCACACAAGGGAACAUCAUGUAAUGGAGUUAACUGGGACCGACACUCACUAGCUGAGCUUCGGGCAGCUGUCACAUGUAUUGGUGGCCCUUGUAUGGCUUCACUAUGUCGGCAUCUUGCACAAGAUUAUCGAAGUUGGUCGAGUGGAAUGCCAGACUUGUUGCUGUGGCGCUUUAAUAGUGAAUACAGUGGUGAAGCUAAACUUGUUGAAGUAAAGGGUCCCAAAGACAGACUCUCUGAACAGCAGCGGGCAUGGAUAUUACUUUUAAUGGAUUGUGGUUUCAUAAUAGAAGUCUGCAAAAUCACCCCAUGCUAAAAUCAGCUUAAAAGGUCGAUGAACACCAGAAUAGGCAAAAUCGAGCCUGUCUUUAAAGUUCGGCUACCUAAGAAACAAUGGUACCUUGGUUGGGAGAUGUUACAAGGAUGAUUGUCAUAACGCACUUAUUCAUAGGUAGAGAAGAUGACUUAAAUCUGCCAAUCAGUAGGCAUGAAUUCUGGGAAGAAAAAAAUGAAGAAACGAUCCUUUAAAAUCCCAAGUAAUGCAUUGAAUCAUACGGUUUGUGAAUAGAAGAUGAAGCGGUUGUCACUUAAUGACAUGGAAGUGCUUUUUGGAUUGGUGGCUGAAAGGGGAAAACCUUAUGAAAAGUUUGUGAAAAUCUUUCAAGAGCUGUAACUGAAACAACUAAGAAAUGGGGUUUGUGGUAAAUACUAAAUUAGUUCACUUCAUAGGAAAAACAAUCCCCAAGUAAGAGAAUUUGUUUGGGGAUAAUAUAAUGUACUACAUUAUCAUUUGAUAUUACAGCAACUAAUUUUAUGAUUAUACAAUUGUUCACUCCUGAACAUUGAUUUUCACCCUGCACUCUACAUAAUAAAGCACAUUCCAUUUCAAUU
Messenger RNA from Cucumis sativus (cucumber), 3548 nucleotides. Its product is annotated as fanconi-associated nuclease 1 homolog. Gene Ontology annotation, molecular function: zinc ion binding; flap-structured DNA binding; hydrolase activity, acting on acid anhydrides, in phosphorus-containing anhydrides. The coding region runs from base 163 to 2973 and encodes 936 amino acids. Gene Ontology annotation, biological process: interstrand cross-link repair. Gene Ontology annotation, cellular component: nucleus. The record is from RefSeq and is a predicted model, not a curated record. The transcript has 15 exons. NCBI's taxonomy places the organism in Eukaryota, Viridiplantae, Streptophyta, Magnoliopsida, Cucurbitales, Cucurbitaceae.